AUGAAAAAACUCUGCUGGACCGUCGUGUACAACAUCACCAACCCGACCCCUUCUGCAGGAGAUGAGUCCCCCCCUCAAAAUGCUCCACAGAAAACGGGUCGCUGUCUUAGUGUUCCUCUUGCCGCAGCCUUCCUUGUGGCAGAGAUGUCUGGCUCCGGAGUCUUGGCUCUUCCGAAGGCUGUCGCUAAUACAGGAUGGAGUGGCCUGCCUCUGAUGGUGCUGCUCUGCGCAUGCGUGGGUUUUGCGGGGACGAGGCUCGCGAUCUGCUGGGUGCUGCUCGAAGACAGGUGGCCCGAGUACCGUCAGCCGUGUAGGAGACCGUACCCUGCUAUAGCGUACCGUGCUUUCGGUACCAUUGGAAGGUACGUUCUUUGCACGGCAGCGCAACAGGCAACUCUGGUGGGCGUGUCCACUGUGUUUCUGCUCCUCGCGUCCCAGCUCCUGUCCGCCUUGGUUCAGCCCUUGGUCUCGUCUGCGACUCUGUGCUACUGCCUCUUCGUCGUCGGGGGCGUACUGGUGCCGGCGACGUGGCUGGGAACGCCCAAGGAUUUCUGGCCAGCCUCCGUCGCCGCAGUUAUCGUCACUGUUCUAGAAUGCGCUGUAGUGGUGGCGGAAGUGGCUCGCUCCCCCCUUCCCCUCGCCGAUCCGCCCGUCUACGGAUCUCCGACGUUCACUUCGUUCUUCCUGGGCUUCGGAACGAUCGUGUUCUCUCUCGGGGGAGCCGCUACUUUCCCGACCGUGCAGAACGAUAUGCAGGAGCGAUCCAAGUUUGUUUACAGUGUGGCUAUUGCGUUUGCUGCACCCCCACCCCCCACCCCAGUGCUGCUGGUCCUCUACCUGCCAGUCUCAGGCGUGGGCUUUGGAGUCCUCGGCCAAGCGGUGUCCGACAAUAUUCUCCUGUCGGUGUCAGGCACAGCUGUGACGGUGACAAGGGCGCUGAUCUUCACGCACCUGCUGUUCGUCUUCGUCAUCAUCUUUAACCCCGUGGCGCAGGGCCUGGAGGAGGCUCUGUCCGUCCCGAGAGAAUUCGGUUGGCAGCGUUGUUGUGUCAGAACCCUACUCCUUGCCGUCAUCGUGCUUAUGGGCGUUUUGGUGCCUGACUUUGGAAAGAUUCUCAACCUUAUAGGUGGCUCGAGCGUGACCAUAGAGUCCUUUGUUCUCCCACCUCUUUGCUACCUCAAGUUAUGCGCAGCGAAAGACGAUCAUGGAAAGCCCUUCCGAUCUGUGGGCUUUGUUGAAAGGUCGAUUCUCGUUGCCGUCAUUGCAAUAGGAGUCUGUGCAGGUGUAAUUACCACGUACACAGCUGUAGCCGAGAUUGCCACUCCCGGAGCUCUGGGGAAAACGUGUUUCUUCUCGUAG
Penaeus indicus is the source of this 1359-nucleotide messenger RNA. RefSeq lists its product as uncharacterized. Gene Ontology annotation, molecular function: amino acid transmembrane transporter activity. Gene Ontology annotation, biological process: amino acid transmembrane transport. The coding region runs from base 1 to 1359 and encodes 452 amino acids. NCBI's taxonomy places the organism in Eukaryota, Metazoa, Arthropoda, Malacostraca, Decapoda, Penaeidae. The record is from RefSeq and is a predicted model, not a curated record. Gene Ontology annotation, cellular component: membrane. The transcript has 7 exons.